UCAAGAAAUGGCAGACAGUGGAACAAAUGGGGAAAGAACAAGCGGGGAUAAAGGAAGUGGCAGGCCUCUCCAGCAGUCCCACAGUCCAGCUUUUGGCAUGUCCCCAGUCAGCACCCCAUCCCUUGGGACCAAGAGGCAUCUCCCUCGAGGGAUUGUGAUCCAGCUGACUGGUACAGAGGGAGAGUGGGACAGUCUGGAUGACACUGAGCUCAUCUUCUCUCUUGACCACGAUGAAGACUGCCCCUCUAUAUCCCUCUCCAAGGAGAGGCAGCUUUCUGUUGAGGAUGACAAGUGUUUGCAGUCCCAAGCUUUCCAUGUUCCUCUUUCUCCCUCGUCUCCUGGCUCUCUGGGAAACUGCUCUAUUGUUGGGCCCAGCUUCCUCUCCCCAGGCCCUUCCUCACCUACCCAUCGACCCCUUGCAAGCCUGGUCAAGUCUCUCUCCACUGAGCUGGAGCUCAAGGAAGGUUCCUCCCUCAGACCUAAGCCCCUUCUCAGCCUUGUAAAGUCAAUCUCCACAGAGAUCUCCCGCUCAGAGCCUGAAGUGUCGCAGUCAAAAUCAGACUCUCGCCUCAACCUCCACCUAUGGAAGCAGCUUACCCAAUCAAAAACCCGCAGCAAUGGGGACUCUCGCACUGCACCCCCUUCUCCUAGCUCACUCUCUCCUAGUGGGGAGGGUCUGAAAGGGGGUUUCUUCAAAAUGGAGUUGGAAGACACCAAGAGGAAGCUCUCAGAGGCUGUACAUGAGCCUUUGAGCAGCAUGUUCAGCAAAAUCAUGAGAGAGGAGACAGCAGGCAGCCCCAAGCACCAUAAUAAGACCCAGUGGGGUCAUCAGGUCAGCUCCAGAGGUUGUGAAGGUAGCACAGACACGGUUCUUUCAGAGUCUCCUGUGAGGAACACUAAGAAAAUAGAUGCUGAUGUUUUACCUGUGUUUGACUGGCCUUCUGUUAGAUAUCUGAGAAGAAGCCACCGUAGUCCCUGCCCUGUGCAUCACCAAAAACAGUACAGAGAUGAGGAGCUGGAAGUGUGUACAGAUGGUGACUUGAUGCAAGUAUUAGCAAUUGAAAAUCACGGGUCAUUGAGGAGAUCACCUGCUGGUCCCCAGGCCCUUGCACCAGCCUUGGUUAGGACUUCUCCUCCUUCUCGGCCCCCUCAUCCUCUACCGUGCAUGAGUUUAUUCUGUGUGGCAGUGUUGUCCUAUGGCUAUUUCAUCCUACCUCUCAGUCCGUACUUCUCUGGCCUGGCUCUGGGGUUGGCAUUGGGCUUCUUACUAGGAUUGUUGCUCAUCAGGAUGGGUUCCUCGAGGUCGCGCUGCUCAGAUAUGCCAUACAGACCACCACAGACUCUGCUGGGAGCGGGGAUUCUGACAGGUAUCACUGUCACCACUGAGCCUGACACCCUCAAGGGCUGGAUGAAUGAGAUACAUGAUUACGACCCAGAAACCUACCAUCCAGCUCUGACUCACUCUGUGUUUGCCACCCUGGAGGGCUCCUGCCUUCGUCUGGACUCCCCUCGUAACAACAUUAGUCGGAGAGCCACAUAUGAUGAGAGAGUCCUUGAGGCCACCUUUGUCAAGUCACGCUCCUUUCAGCUUGCAAGGAGCAAAGUAUUCCUGCUGCCAUCUGUGUUGGCUCGGAAGAGAAUGUGGAACCCAAAGUAUCCCAUCUGCAUCCAACUGGCGGUGGGAGCAAACUCCCAAGGGGAUGAUAGAGGAAGGUCAGAAGAUAGUUGGGGAGAGGAGCCAGGAGAAGAAACAAAACAAGCAGAAAGUCCACAACAGAGGUCCUCCAAAGACGUCCAUGACCAUCUCACCACGCUCUACCUCUUCGGCCGCACAGGACGAGAGAAAGAAGAGUGGUUUCGUCACUUCCUGUUUGCAUCCAUGGAUACAGAGAGGGAAAAAGAGGGAGAAAAACAGAGGCCUGGCAGAUGUGCUUCCAGAUUGGGUAUGAGAAAUGGUGAUGCAGCAGUGGUACAAAGCAUUAGCCCCUCAGGCAAUGCACCAAGCAGCAGAGUCUCCAGCACACUGGGGAGCAUUGACGAUGACGCCCCUUCCAUACCUCACCCCUGCAUCUCUCAUGCAGCUCAUGUCAGCAAGGCCUCCAGUAGCAGCAGGGGCCUUUCCAUAUUAGACUACCCACACUACAUGGCUCGUCUCCUGGCCACCGAGGAAUUGACCCCCCUCUCCAGUCCUGGAGCCAGCAGCACAGACACAAGCCCCACUAUCAAAGGAAAUUGUACCUGUGAUUUAGCAUAUCACCCUGAGACAAGCCAAACUGCAUGGGCUAAUGCUCUGAUUGGUCGAAUCUUCUGGGACUUCCUGAGAGAGAAGCACUGGGCCAACAUGGUUUCCCACAAGAUCCAGAAGAAGCUCAGCAAAAUCAGACUGCCUUACUUUAUGAAUGAGCUGACUCUGACUGAGUUGGACAUGGGCUGCUCUAUGCCUCAAAUCACCACUACCUCCAGACCUGAAGUCAACCCCAGAGGCCUAUGGGUGGAGCUGCAGCUGGCCUACACCGGUGCCCUGCAGAUGACCCUGCAGACCAAGUUCAAUCUGUCCAAGCUGGGGAAAGAGGGGGGUCAGGAUACAGACUGUCCAGCUGAAACUCGCAACCCACGGCCCAUCUUCAGUGUGCUGGCAGACAGCGAUGAGGAGUCCUCCAGUGCUGGUUCAUCUGAUGAGGAAGAGCUGCUAGUGUCUGAGCCUCAGGGUCCAGUGGGAGAGAAGGGAUCUACACCAGCUACUGAUGGGACAGGAGGUGGAAAGACUGGGAGGAAGAUUUUGAGAUUUGUGGACAAAAUCACUAAAUCCAAGUAUUUCCAGAAGGCGGCAGAGAACGAGUUCAUUAAGAAGAAGUUUGAGGAGAUGUCCAAUACACCCCUUCUUCUCACUGUUGAGGUUCAAGAGCUAUCAGGGACUCUGGUUGUCAACAUCCCACCACCUCCUACAGACAGGAUAUGGUACAGCUUCUGUGUGCCCCCCAAGCUGGAUCUUCAUGUUCGUCCCAAACUCGGGGAGAGGGAGGUGACUUUUUGUCACGUGACCGAGUGGAUUGAAAAGAAACUGCAGGAUGAGUUCCAGAAAGUGUUUGUACUGCCAAACAUGGAUGACAUCUAUUUACCCCUGAUGCACUCUGGGGUGGACAGUCCUGAAGCAUCGCAGCAUCUGUCCUCUCAGUCUCAACGGUCCCAAAGCUCCUCUACAGAGUCCAUAGAGAGGAUCCCACCAGAGAUUUCUGGGGCAGAGUCUGACUAGUGCCUCGCUGUUGAUGAUCAAAUAGAGCUGAACCUUCAAAACUGAUUCAGUACAUUGUAUAUUCACAGAGGGAGAAGGGGAAAAAGAAUGAGAACCGAACCAAACAGAACAUCAAAUUACUUUUGCCUCUAUAGACUUCAGUAGCUCUUAGACAGACUUACUAACCCUCGUGUUUACAUCUGAACCAGGAGUUUCUAAGGGUCUGAUGUUUAGCGCUGUAGAUGUUGUGGAGAGUCUGGGGUUUGUUUGCACCAUCUAAAAGAGAAUAACUAAAAGAAUAACUGUACAAACAACAGCAAGUGAUACCUUUUGCAAAUGUUUACAUGCAAAUGAUCCCUAUGAGAUUAUAGACAUAUAUAUAUGUUUAUUUGCUGCUUUUAUGUUUACAGCUCAGUGUCACUUUGGAUAUAAAAUGGGCAUAAAAUAAAAGCUUGAAAGCAUAACUGG
This is a messenger RNA of Scatophagus argus, 3700 nucleotides long. It is a transcript of the gene tex2l, whose product is annotated as testis expressed 2, like. The coding region runs from base 8 to 3253 and encodes 1081 amino acids. NCBI's taxonomy places the organism in Eukaryota, Metazoa, Chordata, Actinopteri, Scatophagidae. The transcript has 11 exons. Gene Ontology annotation, molecular function: lipid binding. The record is from RefSeq and is a predicted model, not a curated record. Gene Ontology annotation, cellular component: endoplasmic reticulum.